CUCAAUGCUGGUGGCAAGAAAUCAAUAAACAGCUUUGCUUCCUCAUAUUCAAGAACUGCAAACUUCCUAAAUGCAGACUUUGACUAUCCUCAACGUCCAUCAAAAUUAACAAUGGGCACUAAUCAACCAGAUGAAGAAAGUGCCCUGAUUGAUGAAGAUUUACCAAGCUCAUACACUGGACUAAACGAUAUAGAUGCAAAUGCCGUGGAGGAUGUGGAGGACAACAGGAGUAUUCGUGAAGAAGUGUUGUCUAAAUCCGGGAAUAGCACAAGUCCUCAAACUAUCUUCAAUGGGAUUAAUACAUUGAUUGGGAUUGGGAUUUUGACACUCCCGUUAGGGUUAUGUUAUGCUGGUUGGAUUCCGGGCUCAAUUAUAUUACUUGGUUGUGCAUUAUCUAGUCAAUUGACUGCCAAAAUAUUGGCUAAAUGCUUGACAAAAUCUCCCGAGUUGAAAACUUAUGGAGAUAUUGCCCAAUUUUCAUUUGGGAGAAUUGCACAUUUGAUAGUGGUUAUGACUUUUACUGUGGAUUUGUUAUUUGCUGGUAUUUCCAUGAUUAUUUUAUUUGCAGAUUUUUUUAAUGUCUUGACUGGUGUUGAUAAGAUUUUUUUCAAAAUUAUAAUUUCAACAGUGUUUUUCGCACUGAGCUUUGUUAAACUGAGUGUAUUGUCCCAUUUAAGUUUGAUUGGAAUCAUCUGUACUUCAUUAAUUGUUUGUGUCGUCUUUGCUUGUGGGUUUAUUAAAUCCACUACCCCAGGUUCAUUAAUUGAAAUUGCACCAACUUCUUUAUGGCCAAUGAGUUUUCAACAUUUAUUAUCAAGUUUGGGUAUUUUCAUGUCUCCUUUUGGUGGCCAUGCUAUUUUCCCAGAAUUAUACAGAGAUAUGAAACAUCCUCAAAAAUAUAAUGGUGCUUGUACCACAAUUUUCUCAUUCACUUGGCUUGUUGAUUUUAUAAUGGCAAGUUUGGGUUAUUUAAUGUUUGGUAAUUCAGUUACUGAUCAAGUUACUAAAUCAAUCAUGAUCACUGAUGACUAUCCUAAAUGGAUCAAUUUGGUCAUUUGUGCAUUGAUGGGGUUAUUACCAAUCUCAAAAGGACCAUUAAUCACAAGACCAAUCAUCACAAUGGCUGACCAAUUGACAUUAAAUUUAUCAUUGAAACCUAAGAGCCAUAAUAGUGAUACUGUGAUUAGAUUCAUGAAUCGUUUAGUUGUCAUUCUGUUGUUUUUCAUCACUUCAUUAAUCUUCACCAAUUUUGGUAGAAUCAUGUCCUUUUUAGGAAGUGCCAUUUGUUUUUCAAUUUGCAUUGUUUAUCCAUUAUCAUUUUAUUUGAAAUUAUACUAUACAGAGAUUUCCAAACCAGUGAGAAUAGCCAUUUAUAUUGGAAUUUUAACUGCCUUGACAUUAGCUGUUUUGGGAACU
Molecule: messenger RNA, 1416 nt
Organism: Hansenula anomala
Lineage: Eukaryota; Fungi; Ascomycota; Saccharomycetes; Phaffomycetales; Wickerhamomycetaceae
Exons: 1
Biological process (GO): amino acid transmembrane transport
Cellular component (GO): vacuolar membrane
Molecular function (GO): amino acid transmembrane transporter activity
Source: RefSeq, a predicted model, not a curated record